AUGCGUAGUAUUGCGGUGAUCGUCCUCUUGGCAGCGGUGGCUAUGAGUCUUCAGGCAACAGCAGCCCAGAGAAAUCUUAAGUACUCCGAACGUGAGGCGGUGUUCGAGUUAGCGGCCCAGAUCCUGCGCGUGGCUCAGGGACCCUCGGCCUUCGUCGGGGGCCCUCACAAGCGCAACUCGGAGCUGAUCAACUCCCUCCUGGGGAUCCCCAAGGUCAUGACCGACGCCGGAAGGAGAUAGACAAUGAGGGGAAAU
This is a messenger RNA of Penaeus indicus, 255 nucleotides long. RefSeq names its product pigment-dispersing hormone type 1-like. NCBI's taxonomy places the organism in Eukaryota, Metazoa, Arthropoda, Malacostraca, Decapoda, Penaeidae. The coding region runs from base 1 to 240 and encodes 79 amino acids. The record is from RefSeq and is a predicted model, not a curated record. Gene Ontology annotation, molecular function: hormone activity. The transcript is spliced from 2 exons. Gene Ontology annotation, cellular component: extracellular region. Gene Ontology annotation, biological process: response to light stimulus.